AUGGCCGAAGGUGGUAGCGUCCCCGGCUGGGAACAGCAUACCUGGCAGGACCAAGUCACCCGCUCUGCCGCUUCGCAAAUCGGACAUCCCGAUGCCGCGGCUCUCGCCCACCUGUCACGUGCGCUGUAUAUCCCCCGUCACGACAGAAAAACAGCUCACCUUGCCGUCCAUGACAUCAGCGCCCAGUAUGCAGCUGCUAAGGGCACACUCCCAAUCGGGUCCACCCGGUACGCGGUAGCCAUAGGAGUCAUGCCGAAACCGCAAAGCGAUGGACCAGACGAGAUCACCGUCUCGUACGAUGUGGAUUUUGAUGUUCAAAAAGAUGCAGAAGCCGUCCUGGGAUCGGUGAAAUGCCGAGCGCCGUCAUCUUCGCCCGCUGAGGUAGAAUUGUACGUUGCACUUUCUCUGCACGUCCCUGAAAAUGAUACUCAUACCCACAGGGAGAUAUCCACCACUGAGGACGAAGCCGCCAUCCUGAGUACAGAGAGCGCAGAUGAAACCGAGAUAUUCCUGGAUGUAACAUACCCCAUUACCCCCUCAUCAACCCGUAACGGGAUCGUCAAACACCCCUACUUCACCUUCCAGGUACCCGAUGCCGACGGUGUAUCAACAACCUUCCAAUGGCAGAUGCACCCCCGCCGGAACGGGCGCCUGCGGUAUACACUUGUCCGCAGCCCUGCAUCACAGCAAGAGCAGCAGGAACCCAGCAAUGGUGAUAUCCAGGCCGUGUACUACCACAUCGGGCUCGACGACUCCUUGGCGCUGCUGCACAGUGAGGGGUUCCUGCUUCUUCCUGCUGGUCAGACCUCCGUUGGAGAAAGUCUCGUGGUAGCCAGUGCUCUAGGGAUGCUGUGGCGGCUGCGGGAGCUUCACAGGGGAAAGGGUAAGAUUGUGAAGGCCGGGAAGACGAGCGAGAAGAAAUCGCGAUUGGGGUCGAUUAAACGACUGCUUGGAAGUAAGGAGUAA
Molecule: messenger RNA, 966 nt
Organism: Penicillium samsonianum
Lineage: Eukaryota; Fungi; Ascomycota; Eurotiomycetes; Eurotiales; Aspergillaceae
Exons: 1
Coding region: 1-966 (321 amino acids)
Source: RefSeq, a predicted model, not a curated record